This is a messenger RNA of Caenorhabditis sp. 36 PRJEB53466, 5831 nucleotides long. The record is from the annotation of a GenBank genome assembly. Lineage: Eukaryota; Metazoa; Nematoda; Chromadorea; Rhabditida; Rhabditidae.
AUGGGUAACUUAAGCUCAUUAUUCGCCACAAAUCCGGCGGAAAUUCUACCGGUAGAGGUGUACCUCAACGAUUUAUCUUGUGAUGCCGUGGAAAAGUUGGUUUUUCUUUCUGAUCUUUGUGUUAAAAACAGUUUUUGCAGCCUCGGAAGCACUCGGUUCAUGAAAGUGGCGCGUGGGCGGACGCACGAGGGCGUCUUUGUGUACAAAGUGUUUGUACGACAGGAUCUGACGUCGUUGGACCCGUGGCCGCAGCGAAUAAUCGACAUUCGGAAAGCAUUGAUGAAGAGUCCCAACUGCUGCCCGAUCAAGAAGGUGCUCGUCAAGCAAAAAUGCGCGGUGAUGCUCAGAGCGUUCCAAAAGCACACGCUUUUCGACCGGAUGAGCACGCGGCCGUUCGUCGUCGACGCCGAGAAGCUUUGGUGAGUUGCUGAUUAGAUUCAAGACGGAAAAGUUGAAAAUACUUACUCUGCAAGUAAUGCUGCAGAAAAAACCCGAGAAAUUCUGUCAAUUUCGAGCAAAAACUCAAUUUUCAGCGAAAAUGGCAUUUUGAGCUGAUUCAUAGGAGUUUUGAGUUAACAGCAAUCUGCACAAACACAGACCAAAGUUUAGUUCAAAAUAACUGAAUUUUGAAUUUCAGGUACAUAUUUCUGCUGUUCAAAGCGCUCUCUCAGUGCGAGACGGCGGGCGUGUGCCACGGAGAUCUCAAAUCGCAAAACGUGCUCAUCUCGUCGUCGAAUUGGCUCCAAAUAACCGAUUUCGCCCCCUUCAAACCGUGUUUUCUGACGCAGGACAAUCCGUCGUGGUUCACCUACUUUUUCGAUACGAGUCGGCGGCAGAGCUGCUAUAUUGCACCCGAACGCUUCAUUUCCGCCGCCGAGUACAAUGAAAAGUAUCAGGAGAAAGGAGACGAAUGGCUUUUCGGUACGCAGCACCUUUUAUUUCGAAAGAAACGAAGUUUUCCCAAAGUUCAGGAUCUCUUACGCCGCGAAUGGACAUUUUCUCGGCCGGCUGCAUCGUUUUCGAGCUGCUCGCCGACCGUCCGCCGUUCACCUAUAGCUCCCUUUGCGAGUAUCGAUCGAUGAACGAUGGCGACGCGGCCAACAUGUUGCAGAGGUGAAAAUUCGGAACAUUUUGUCACUUGUCCAAUUUUCCGCCAUCAUGCCAACGUUUUCAGGCUGACCAACGACGUUCCGCCGCAAUACCGUCCGCUGCUCCGCCUCCUGCUCAACCGCGAUCCGACGUUCCGAAUCUCUGCGAACGCAGUGCUGACGGGCGCGGCGCUCUCGUUCCCGCGCAUCCUCGAGUCGUUCCUCUUCCGAUACCUCGACCGAUUCCGUCCCCUCUACGGCGCGUCGACGUCUCCGUCCGAGACCUCCGACGACUUCUCGCAGGCGCUGGAGUUCUCCUACCUGGAACCGGAUGACGUCGUCGCGAAACUAAAGCGCGAGAAGACGUUGUGGUGGGAGCAGUUGGCGGAGACAGAAGAAACCAAGUCGUUCGCCUUCUUGUUCGUCUCGCUCAUCACUGCAAAUCUUCGCGCGUUACGGACGAUUCAGGCGAAGACGGACGCGAUCGGAAUGCUCGUCGAACUGUCGACGCUGAGCGAUUCCAGUGUUGCCAUUGAUCGCAUUCUCCCGUAUUUUGUACACUGUUGGCUGGAUCCGGAAACUCAGGUUGGUGAAAACAGCCGGAUUUCCAAUGCAAGUACAAAUGAACGCUGCUUUGACAAAUACUGUAACGCAAUGCCGAACAAUUUUCUCAUUUUUCAGAUCCGUGCAACCGCCGUGACUGCCGCCGCCCAACUUCUGGCUCCAAUUCAGCCGAAGACGUACGAAGAGUCGCUGGUAUUUGUCGAUUACCUCUUUCCUCAGAUUGUAAGACAGACCCCCUUCACUUUCCCUCUACUUCCACUCAUUCCCGAAUUCUUCAGAAUGUGAUGUCGAACGAUUCGGUCGACUGUCCGCAGCACGUCCUCUUCGCAAUUGCCACGUCGCUCGGUCAGUUCGCCGACACGGCCUACCGCUUCUAUCUGGCGGGACGGGAGAUUCGCUCGGCAGCGCCGUUCGACGAGGAAGUGGCGGCGAGCGGGGAGCAGCAGCAGAACGACGACGCGCACGCACUCCUGCACGGAGUCUCGGCCAUCUUCUCGGCGCUGUGCAGCAAGGAGCCGAUGGUGAAGAGGUGUCUUGUGGAGAGCAAGUCCCUCACCCUUCUCUACCAGUUUUUCAACAAGAUUGGAAGUGAGUUUGACGAUCUUCGACUGGUUUUGUAAAUUGUGUACAAUUCUCUCUAGUUCUCCCUCAUCCAUGGAACGUUGUUUUGGACACACUUGGAAAAGAUUGUGUGAUGUCUCUAGUUUCUUGAAUACAGAGGUCUACAAAACCAUCCAUUGAUUUGUCCGUAUUUUCCACCACCAAUUUCCAGACGACGACACGCUUCUCCGCUUCCUUUGCACAUUUCUGAACGCCAAAACGGAAUGGCGUCUCCGCGCCGCGUUCUUCGAUUCGCUGCCACUUUGUGUGCAGAAACGGAGCGAAGGGAUGGUUCCGUUGCUUCAAUUAGUAAGAAUGAUAAGCGGAAAUUGCCGCCGAACGGGCACUUUUGCAGGGCCUACAAGAUUGCGAGGAGCACGUGGUCGUGCGGGCGCUCGGCUGCAUUCAUAUUCUGAUUGGGAACGAGAAUUUGGAUAGGAUGUCGGUCAAGGAGCUUCUCGGCGACGUUUUGCCGUUUUUGGUGCAUCCGGUAGGGAUUUGUGUUCAAACUUCUUCCCCACAAUCCUAUUUCAGAACGAAUGGAUCCGGUCGGCCGUGUGCGACAUCCUCCUGGCGAUCGAUUCGCGAUGGCAUCGGGCCGAAGUGCACGUGAAACUGAUGCCGAUGGUGGCGUCGUACGUGGACGAGACGAAGCGGAAGAUUGUGACGUUGAAGAGCAAACCGGUGCUAAUAAAUCAGCUCGUCGACCCGAUUCCACGCACCAUCUUCAACCAGAUUCUAGAGCUCAAUUUGGAGAACACGAAACAGUUGACGACACUUUUAGGUACACACACACAUAUUCAGCGAACAUUUUGCCGGCCCCGGCUUUUCGACCACUUGCAAUAAUGGUUGGAUCCAAUCGGAAUAUUGCAACUGAUAAAACCUGGGCCGGCCGUUUGCCCAGCUCUGUUUGGAGUAGUUACCUGAAAAGUUUGAGAUCUGAAGAUUUAUUGAUUUUGACUUUAAGCCCUCAAGCUUUGGUUUUUGCGAAAACUGAGAGCUUCAGUAUACUCCCAGAAACAAUCCAAAAACGCCCCGAUUCGCACUCAAUGAAAAGUGUUCAGAAAUCCAUUUGGAAACGAAGAAGCCGUUCGAGGCGCAAGCCGGCUGGUUCAACACGAUCUUUCCGAAAGUGAAGACGGACACGGCGAAACUCGGAUCGGUCGUGGAGCACAACGAUGUGCAGGCGGCGAUCGACGCGCGGAAGCGGCUGAUCGCGGCUGUCUACGCGUUCAGACAUCUUUUCGAGCGGAUGGCAGAGACUAGGAAUACGUAAGUUUGGAAAUGAAAGGAGUUUGCAUCGAGCAGCUUCACGGCUUUCUGGUGACGUUUCGUUUUCGAUCCUAUCUUUUGUGCAUGCCUCUCUAUCGCUUAGCAUGCAAACAUUUUUGAUUUCAGUGCAGGAAUGGAGACGUACCUGACGCGACAGCUCGGCACAAUCGACCUCUCGUCGAAGGCGCAUUUCAGCCGUGUCCGCCGUAAGGAGCACACUUAUAUUGGAGAAGAAGCUAACGCUUCAGGGCCCAAUCGUUUGCGAUCAACGUGGCGAAGCACGCGAACGAACGCCGCGACACGAUCAUGCUGAGCGGCGGAGAGGUCGUUGUCGAAGAGGAGAGAACCGUCACCAAUGCGCCGAAUCCUUGUGAGCACAACUGGCAUAGUAUCAAACCAUAAUACUUUCUACAGAUACCCAGAAAAGCUCGAAGUUUGACAAUGAAGUCAACGCGAUGCUCGACCAUCUCACGGAUUUGUACAUGAAAAAUGUGCACUCGCGAGCGAAACGCUCUCCGUUGACCGCUUCGGCGAGCGUCGGGACCGGACUUUCCGCGGCCACGGCCACCGGAUCCAGUUCGUCGUUGACGACGGCCAGUCAGAGUCAGACGAUCAAAGGAACGAUUAUAACGCAUUUGCACGAGCACUCGAAACAGGUUACAAAGUAAGGAGCGCACACGGGAAAUCAGGAGAAGAAAAGUCUGAAUUGCAGAAUUUUCCGCUUUUUCUAAGGCCUUACUGUGGAAGUCCUUUCGGAAAGACUCGAUAAUUCAUUUAGACUCAGGUGGCACUAUUUUGCAACUUAUGUACUGUAUCACUGAAAUUUUUUUCGGAAUUUUCCAAAGUAUUUCCAAAAGUACCAAAGUUACGAAACAAAACUGAAAUUGACCAAGUUAAACAAAAAUUCCAUUUCCAGACUCGCCGCCAACCAGGACGGCGAGAUGUUCGUGAGUGGAUCGGCGGACGGAAGCGUCAAAAUCUGGAAGACGCGCUCGAUUCUCGGCGAAGGAUACGGCUCGGCGCGUUCGGAAUUCACGUGGCACCCGUCGGAGUCGCGACGCGAACACGUGCACGCGGUCGGAUGGAACGAUCAGUACGUGUGCGCGGCGACGAACGACGGCGUGAUCCGUUGGGCGGACGUGGGCGGCGGCGCGGCGCGAGUGGUCACGCAGGUGCGGAUCCCCGAGCUCGAGGGACCGCCCGUCUUUGUGCACACGAACGGACCCGUGUGCAUUGUGCGAACACAUCAUGGAGCACUUUAUGGAUUGGAUUUGAGGUGAGCAUCUCAAAAAACGUGGAAUUUUCACAAAUUCAUCAAUGUUUUCCAGAGUCGGCGCCUCGGAAGGUCCGCUGAAACGGCACGACGUGUGGCGCAAGAAGUUCCAGGAGACGCACGGAAUGAUCACGACGUCGGCGAUCGACCCGUGGCAGCAGGCGUGGAUGGUGAUUGGAAACAACUCGAACUCGAAGAACCUCAUUCUCUACGACCUCCGAUUCCGCGAAGAGGUGCUCCGCUGGGAGGCGCCGCACGUCCAACUCAAGCCCUUCAACGUGUGGCCGAAUCCGGUGUCGCGCGUCGAAGCGCCCGAAGUCUACGUGGGAUUCAGUGCGCACGGAGAGGUCGGCGCCUACGAACUGGGCGUCGGACAGCCCGUCCGCAAGAGGGUCUUCUGGACCGGCGGCACGCCCGUUUUGAGCUAUAACACGCAGGUAAGCUCGUGCAGAAACAUUGAAAAUGCAAAGUUUUUCACAUCGCCAUCGAUUCUCCGACGUUUCUCGACAAUUGCUGUGCAAUUUUCGAAUAAAUUCUGUCAUUGCAACUCCAUCCUUCACAAUUCCAGAACGCGGACCUCCGUCAGCAGGAAUCGCUGGUAACGAAGGCGCUAUGCGUGUGCGAGAAGACGGGCGUCGUGUACACGGGUGACACGCGUGGAGCCAUCCGAAAAUGGAAUCCGCACAAGGCGGCCGGCUGUGAGAUAUUGUCGGCGCCGCCGAAAGGACGGUCCGCCUACCGGAUCAUCUUCGAGGACAUGGUCGAGCAGGGAAGCGCGGCCGCCGGAGGAGGAGGCACCGACACACUGGUCAUCUACGAGCGGAGUGUCAUGAACACGGACGCGAAGGAGAACCGGAAGGUGGUCCCGCUUGACGCGAAGGUAUAUUUUUAUCUGUUUUUGGUCCCAUGUCUAACGGUCCCCUGUCCUGCAGCCAUCCACGUACCACCGUACCCCAAUCACGGACAUGAUGCUGCUCACUCCCGAUCUCCUCGUCUCUUCCGGAUACGAUGGCGUCAUCAAAAUUUGGAAAUAA